Gastrolobium bilobum is the source of this 330-nucleotide messenger RNA. Its product is annotated as LIM domain-containing protein PLIM2c-like. Gene Ontology annotation, molecular function: actin filament binding. Gene Ontology annotation, biological process: actin filament bundle assembly. Bases 1 to 330 code for a protein of 109 amino acids. The record is from RefSeq and is a predicted model, not a curated record. The transcript has 2 exons. Lineage: Eukaryota; Viridiplantae; Streptophyta; Magnoliopsida; Fabales; Fabaceae. Gene Ontology annotation, cellular component: actin cytoskeleton; plasma membrane.
AUGGCACGUCCUGUAAUUGCGAAGUUGACACUGGAAGGGGAAUGCUACCACAAGACUUGCUUUAGGUGUGCUCAUGCAGGUUGCCCUCUCACACAUUCUUCCUAUGCUGCACUGGAUGGUGUUCUUUACUGCAGGCACCAUUUUGCACAGCUUUUCAUGGAGAAGGGAAACUACAAUCAUGUACUCCAGGCUGCAGCAAACAAGAAGAAUGCUACUCCACCUCCUGAACCAGCUGAUGAUGAAGAACCAUCAAAGCCAGAGCUUGAGCCUGAGCCACAGACAGAAUCUGAGGAACAGAAGACAGAAGAAAAUUCUAAAAAUGAAACAUAG